AUUCACUUCCAUCCCGACACCCAAGAAUGCUGGGUCUCCUUUCCUUUGGUUUUUUGCUGUCAGUCCUGCAGCCGACGCUAGGCAUUCAAGUGUACCUCAGCCCUCAAAGGAAUACCUUCAGGCCAUCAUUGUCACCCUCGGACGCAAGCUCUGUUUUAGACUCAGUCGCGCCGUUGUAUGAAGAUGAUGCAUUCGUUGGCCAGGGAGCGAAGAAUGCAAUUCUACUGACCAUCGAAGAAUAUGAUGCAGAAGCUGUCUUACCUUCUUCACUGACUCCUUCAUUCAAGUUGUCAACUCCCUCUUCUGUAUCAAUAUCAUCCCUGUAUUCUGUCAUAUCGACCUAUCUUCAUCGAGCCAGACACGCGUAUGCCUCAGUAUACGAAGCCAGCCCUUCUCUUCUCCAUUUCGAAAACAUCAACUCCCUGAAAGCCUUCCUUGACGAAGUGGAGGAUUCAGAAUUUUCAGCUCUCGACCUUUCAGGGCUGGCAGCUGUGCGGAAGACCUAUGGUUCCGCCAGCGAAGAAUUCACACAGGCUACGUCAAUAAUCCGUACCUUCCUUGAACGAAACCUCGAUCAAGGUCAUGUACAGCUCGCUAUCUUGACUUAUACUCCGCCACCUACUCUUUCAUACUCUAAGCGACAGUCAAGUCCUUUGCAGUCGCAGAUGCCUUUCCCCCCUGAUCACGCCCCCCCUCAAGAACCUAUAGGUUCCGUUUCAACAUGCUUCGCUACCGAAGACACUUGCAACGAGGAAACAUCCACGUGUUCUGGAAGAGGACUGUGUGUUCAGGCGACAAAAGCUGGCAGGACAUGUUUUGUCUGUGCGUGUGGGGUUACAACCACCGGCGAGGGCAACAAAGUAAAGACGCAGGCUUGGGUGGGUGAGAGAUGCGAAAGGAGGGAUGUCAGCGGACCCUUCGUCUUGCUCGCAGGGACGGUCAUCGUCAUUAUUCUCCUAGGCGUCGGAUCCGUGUCGUUACUGUUCCAUGUUGGGAAUCAGGAGUUGCCAAGUACCCUGAUGGGAGGCGUGGUGAAUUCCAAGAAGGAUUGAAUGAGGAUGCACUGAACGGGCAGUCUUCAUGGACCACGCGGCAGAGGGGUAAGGGUGACCCGUACCGUGUACGAGCAGAUAUCCCCUUAUAAUGACCUUUUCCUAUUGCUGUCUUAAUUAAGUUUCUUCGCUAUAUCGAUGUAGUCGUCGACGAGAUUUGAAUAUCCGGUGUUCAAAGUUAUAACCUAGACCGACACAAAUUUUCAAACAAAUGACAUGUU
Messenger RNA from Desarmillaria tabescens, 1273 nucleotides. RefSeq lists its product as uncharacterized. NCBI's taxonomy places the organism in Eukaryota, Fungi, Basidiomycota, Agaricomycetes, Agaricales, Physalacriaceae. Gene Ontology annotation, cellular component: endoplasmic reticulum. Bases 27 to 1052 code for a protein of 341 amino acids. The record is from RefSeq and is a predicted model, not a curated record. The transcript is spliced from 4 exons.